AAACCGCAUGCGCAGUGCUUCUUUCACAUCUGGAAAUUUGAACACGGCUGGGUGACGGACUAACCUACUAUCUACCCCAGGGUCGAUCCAGAGUCUCGGGACUGAAACGGGGAGUACUGUUUCCAGGGCGGUUUCACAUUUUCUAAUUGCAUGGAUCCAAGAAUUGCUUGGUAUCCACCGGAACAUCUGGGACAUGCACAUGAUCUAUGGACGAGAGUCUGGGAAGCUCAGAUAGGCGUGGACAACAUGUAUUUGGGACCGGACCAGAAAGAUUUCAUUCCUUUGGAUGGGGGUAAUUUCGACAACCCCAACAUAAAUAACAAAAAGAACAGUGAUGUAAAUAACCAUCAUCACCCACAGAAAAGGAAAAGAGAGAACCGGGCGAGUACGUACGGUUUAAAUCACUCUACUUACAAGCACCUAUUGGGUGAAGAUGGCGGCCUCACCCCCUGGAAACCCAAGGACAAAAAUUACGGCUCCGGAGUUAUUAUUGGUCUACACAAUGAGAUAAAGGACUUCUUCCACUACAUGUCCCCACGCCCUGAGGAAGAGCGGAUGAGACAGGAAGUGGUCGACCGAAUCAGGGGAGUCAUACACGGACUCUGGAAAGAUGCCAAGGUGGAGAUCUUUGGGAGUUUUAAGACUGGUCUAUAUCUCCCAACAAGCGACAUUGACAUGGUAGUGACGGGCGAGUGGGAGUCAAUGCCGUUGUGGACGUUGCACUCAAAACUUGUCGAGAAGGGAAUUGCAGAUAUAACCAACAUCAAGGUGCUAGAUAAAGCCUCCGUCCCUAUAGUGAAACUGACUGACAAUGCCACAGAGGUGAAGGUUGACAUCAGCUUCAAUAUGGUUCAAAAUAAUGGCGUUGAAAGUGCUAAACUUAUCAAGGAAUACAUGGCCAAGUAUCCCAACCUCAAGUACCUGGUGCUAGUGCUCAAACAGUUCCUGCUACAGCGAGACCUCAAUGAGGUGUUCACUGGCGGGAUCAGCUCCUACAGCCUCACUCUGCUCACUGUCAGCUUCUUACAGCUGCACCCCAGAAUAGAUGCUCAGCUGCCUGAGGCCAAUCUUGGAGUUCUUUUGAUUGAAUUUUUCGAAAUGUAUGGACGAAAUUUCAAUUACCUGAAAACUGGGAUACGAGUGAAGAAUGGUGGUGAAUAUGUCCCCAAAGAAGAAAUAAUCCGAGAAAUGGAAAAUGGCUACCGUCCAUCCCUACUGUGCAUUGAAGAUCCUUUGACCAAAGGAAAUGACAUUGGCCGCAGUUCAUACGGAGCAAUGCAGGUGAAACAAGCCUUUGAGUAUGCAUAUCUGGUGCUCAGUCAUGUCUGUGUCCCCCAAAAUGCAUAUCUUGUCCGUACUGGAAACCAGAGCAUACUCGGUCGUAUCGUGCGUGUGACGGACGAGGUCGUUGAGUACAGAGCCUGGGUUCAGGAGAACUUCCACUGUCAGGAGGUUGCCCCGUGUAAUCUCAACCCGACAUAUGCUAGCGUUGUAGCUCCUCAGAUACCCCAGUUCAGCAUACAACAACGUAACAACAGCAAUAACAAUAGCAACAACAACACAGCGUUUCUACACAAAUCUAGUCUUGAGCAACAGUCAACGGGUGACAGUGAGAACUCUGACUACUCCGGGAACAGCUCUGGCUACAAGUCCUCUGCUAGCUCCAACGCUGUAAGCUCAGCCUCCAGCACGACCAGUGACACAGAUUCGGAUACAAACCCUGAUUCUCAAGUCCCUGUUGUGCGUGGCGGAGCUGUUAAGCCGGGACGUGCAAGUUCUGUGCCUAUGCCUAAUCGCGAGUUCAGAAGCCGGGACUAUCACAAACACAACACCCCCUUAUCAAGAGACGCUAGUAACAGUAGCGUGUCCUCCACACGCUCACUCACCUACCCUCAUAGGUCACCCUCAGUGUCGAGUAACAGUAACUAUCAUGCCCCCUCGGGGGGAACAGACAUGCAACAUGGUCGUGAACGGCAUCACAGUGGGGCCUCGUCAGGCCAAGGCAAGACAUAUCGGAACCAGCAUGUUACCAGCAAGGUCUUCAGGCCCAGUGGGGGGAAACGCCGGAAAAACAACAGCAAUCGCAGAGACAAUCCCUCCAAUUCUGGGAAUAAUCACAGAUGAUAGUUGAUAAAUGUGCUACUGACUGAGUGGGAACUUCACCAGUGAAUGUGUGCUAUGCUGCAUGUGUGGAGCCUUCUGAUUGGUUGGAUCCUAUUCACUGUCUCUGUGCAUUUGCGACAUUGUAUAUUUUGUAUAUUUUUUAUGAUGUGUGAGUGAGAUCCGUGGGAUGGCUGCCUGCCUGCCAACCUACCCUGUGUGAGUGCCUGUUCGUGUGGAGACGUGCUUACAGUGCGUUGAUGUAAAUACUCUGACAUGGGAACUGUGAUCUACUGUACCAACAGCAAUGGCAGCCCAAGGUUUGUCCGAUUAGACCUGCAAUGCUGGAAUCUCAUUGGCUGGCAAUUCAUUGCCCUCUUGUGAUUGUAAUUGCAAACCUUGGCUUUUUGAAUUGGUGCACUUUAUCUUUACUUCUGUCCUAUCUCGUCAGUGCCAACGUUGACCAACAUAAUGAUUUAGAUGCUGUUUGACUGUUUGUUUCCGCUUUCUAGUCUGGUUGCAGACUUAACAAAAUGUCAAGUCUCUGUUUGAUAUUACUGCACUGUAACCAUGGAAACAGUACAGCAUCCUGACAGAAACACUUCUGAAAAAUCAUGGAUCUUAUGGUGUUCUUUUAUUGAAGAUUGACAUGUAUCGUCAGAAGUGUGUGUUAAUACAGUAUGUCCAUUCGGAUCUGAAUUUGGCAAGAGCAUUUUCGUUUGGUGUUACAGGUAGGCUCACACUUGGGUCUCUGGUUUGUGAAUCCAAAAGAUGAAAUCUAGCCAAUAUUUGAGAAAACGUAUCUUUCUGAUUGUUAUCAGUACAAAAGUUUAUUACACCAUUUUUAAAUCACUGAUUAAUUAAGAUUUUUUUAUACAGUUAAAAUUAGCUUUGAUAAUGACAUUCCCUCUGUGAUCUCAAUUUUGACACAUCUAUUUUUCCCAUAUCUAUUAAAUUUUCUAGUUGAAUUCAACAAUAUAUGAUAAAUGAAUAAUUAUGUUUUGAUAAGUGCAGAGAUCAGAUCAGUUACAAAUGUUUAGACAAGACUAUUGAGGAAAUGUCAAUGACUACUUGAUAACAGUACUUUCUCUGCUGUUACAGUGUUCAGUGUAGCAACAUAGUAUUACUAUUCACUUUGGUUGCAUAUUUGAAGGAGAAUAAUUUAUUACACACAAAAUAUAUAGGUCACAGAUGAACCUAAUCAAAACUGUAUGAAUCGGAUAAGCCUGCUAAGAAAAGAAAACAUAAUCAGGAAUACAUAGUUUACCUUAUGUUUUAUUUCAUCAAGAUCAGUUUCAAUCGUCUUGGAACGGUUGAGUUGACUAAAAAUGAUUAAAAAAAAAAGCAGAUCUGUUAUUUCAAUUUUAAAAAAUCAUUUUUGUUCAUUGUUUUGUUUGUAAUGUCUAUGUUAAGAAAAUAAUCCAUCAGUGUUUUAGUUUCUUUCUGGGGCUAUAAUGAAGUACAGUUGUGCACUGAAUUUUUUUAUUUUUUUUUGGUUGUCCGUAUUUCACCAUGUUUGCAGUUCUGGUUAUUAUUAUAUAUGAUAGAAAACCAAAAAUCAUAAUCUUGAAAAUGAUGUCAGUUCCUCUUUUUACCUGUUAAUCUGAUUGAUGCACACAUGGUGUAUAACAUUACAUAUCACGCUCUAGUUCUUUGUGGACUUGAGCUUAGCCAGUAAGAGUUCAUCAAAUUAUUGUAUUUGUAAUAUAUUUCCACAUGAUUGAUUAAAUAACCAAAGAAAAUUCAUUAAUACUACAAGCCCUUUCUCUUUCAGAAGUAUGUACAACAUUGUUUAGAUGUUUUAUCAAGUGUAGACCCUCCUUUGUAGGGUUCACUGACAAGCUGUGUUGAUUGAGCCUGUUGGGUUGGACCUUGGUAUUGACUUAAGGCAUCUCAACACUUACAAACUCAGCUACAAUCUUUUGUUACUUUGACUUAUAAUCAUAUUUGGUUUGAUCAUUUUCACAUGUAAAUAAUCUGGGUCCAUUGGUGUAUUUCUUGUUCACUUUUGACACUAAUGAGCUUUCAUCAUGCCGUAAAAUUGGUUUUAAGUUUAAUUCAAAGUACUGAAGCUUUCAAGUUCAUGCCUUGUGUGAAAUAAAUUGAGGAGACAGGUAAAAUGUUUCAAUUUCUUGAAUCGGAUGAUGAAUGGAAUUGAGAAAAUUGAUUUGCUUGUAGUGACUCUAUUUAUCUUGCAGGGUACAGCUUGCUUGUUCGGAAUCUUUCACUGUUGAUAAACGAUUUUAUUUCAGGAAUCUGUAUCCAGAUGUGUUGAUUUCCAUGGUAACUGUAAAGAAAUCCAAUCCAAUGUUAGUCUUGUCUUUAUUAUUUAUGUGUACUCUUCAAUUAAUUGAACAAGUAUAUUCUAUUUGCUCUAUUUGAGAAGAUUAUGCAUGUGUAUGAAUGGUUUUAAAUCAAAGGGAUUUACAAAUCACUACAUGAAUAUAUUCAAAUGGUUAUUCACAAGAAUAUCUUCAGGUGUCUUUAAAACUUACAUGUGAUUUGUCAUGAUUAUUUUGCCUUGUUGAAACAUAAUUAUGCUCUGUCCAUCUCGUCUAUCUAAACCCUGAACGCCCUUCCCCGGCCCCAAGCAGACUCCCCCUCGCCCACCCCCUCCACCCAUGCAGACUCCCCACCCCCUCCCCCUUCACCAUGCAGAUAAUCCCCCACCCCCACGCUGUGCCCUGGAUGAGUUAACUGCUAUGCAGUAUUGUAUAUGUUAUAUACAAAUGUACAAAGUAUCAUGCAUCUAGAUGUACAUAUUGUUGACAACCCAAAAAAAAAAUUGAAAAUGACACAAGUCACAAAAAAGCAUUUUAUGUACAUAUUAAAAAAAUGAUCUUGUGUUUUUGAAUGUUGAGAAGCAGUAUUUUCUCUGUCUAUUUCUGUCUUCACUCUGUCUAUUGUUUUGUCUUUCUAUCUGUUAGCUUCUGUCACCAAAAAAAGUUUUUUUAUGAUUUUAAUUUUGAUGAGAAUGUUGAUUUAUUUUAACAUGUUAUCCUAAACUAAACAACAGUAAGCCAGGUUAUGCUCACUGCUGUAAUCUUGUUUCAAAAUUGUAAUUGUGUAAUUGAUAUCAGCUUAUUCUGCCAGAUGUGUUUUUUGACGUUUAAAAAAAAUUAAAUUUAGAAUGGGUUAGAAAGGAAAAAAUUGGGUUUUUAUUUACUGUUUUAAAAUUAAUGUUCAUUGAAUUUUCCUGAUGUAUUUUGGGUGAAUGCAUGAACUUACAAGCAGGAAUUUAUUAAGCGAGGUUCUCUUUUAAUAAAGCAAAUUUUAUGUUAAUGGUUAAUUAGGCCAGUUCAAUUUUGGUUGUUUUAGAGAUUUACUGCCAGUAUGUGAUUAAAUUAGUUAAAACAAAGUAAACUUAAAGCCAAGCUUGACUAAGGAACAAGAAUGUCCAGGCCUUAAGAACAAUUUGAUGCAUGGUAAAAUCUUUAAAUGAAAUGAAUUAACAUUCAGUCAAGAAUAAAUUCAACUAUAUAGGCUAUGUAUCUGUUGUAAGACUCUUCAAUGCUUUAAUGAAAAGCAGUGGGGAAAAUAGGAUCGUUCUUUUAUUAACCCGUUGAUCAAAUUUAGUGAUUUUUACUGAAAAAUGGCAUCAAAGGAUUGCUUUUUAUCUCUUCACUUGUUCAGUAUGUUUGAAUUCACAUGAAUUAGAUAGAACCAGACUUUCAGAAUACAUUUUAAAUAACACAAGGUAAUUAUAAGAGUCACAAGAUUUCUAUUUCAAGUGUAGAGUAAAAGUGUAGCAUUUUCAUUCACCAAUUCUCAAUCAUGAAAUGUAUUUUGUCAUUAGAAAUAUGGAAAUAGUAUAUUUAGCUUUCCAGUACUUGUGGUCAUGUGUAAUUUACGGUGUUGGAAAUUAAGCAUGGAAAUCAAGGGGUCCUUGUCAUAACCCUAACGUUAUAUGUUCAGAGGCUCCCAGAUUCAAAUAGAAUUCAGUAGAACACCCCAAGGACCCCAUGACCCCUCUUAAUUUUGAACACUGGGCUAAAAGUACAUGGAAUUAGGAUCAUACUGUACUAUAAGAUUGCCUAAUUUGACAAGGCUGCCCUGUCAUGGUACUGACAAGUAUUCUUUGUAUUGAAUCUGUAGAAAUGGCUAUAUAAAUCCAACUUAAAGAAAUAACUUGUUCUGUAGUCGAUCAUUUCAAGUACAGAUAUCCAGUAAAUAAAUUACAUGUUUUUCACAGUGGAGUACAGACUGUGACAGUUGUACGACUUUAGAGUAGGUGGAUUGAUUAUAAUCAGAAUUUAAUUGGCAUGGUGUAUUGUGACCAUGUAUGCACAUGCAGUCUCCUUAUGAGGGCUCUACACAGAUAUAGUGGUUGGUACAUAAUUGUUACAGUAAAUACAUUUUGGGUCCAAGAUUAAGUCCAUAGUGAGGGCCUCUGAACCAUUUUGCCAUUUCGGUCGGUGCUGCUGCGAUGCUCUUAGUCAGAUUGAUUGACAUCCGCUAUAUUUAUAUCUUUAUAAUUUGUUACAGAACUUGUGUAAUUGUCAUUAAAAAUGGCUAUUUGAAUCAUUGGAUUGAUUGGACCGGUUCCUAAAGAGUGAAUGUGGUAGCUCUAGCCAUUUGAUGUUUUGUACCUCAGAAGCAUAAAAAGUGCAAUAAAUAGAUCACUUAAGUUAAUCUGGUUUAAACCAACAGUACAGCCAUGUAGAUCAUUUAUGUAAAUUUUAAUUCAAUAAACAUUUCAUGCUGAUAAA
Haliotis rufescens (red abalone) is the source of this 6809-nucleotide messenger RNA. Its product is annotated as terminal nucleotidyltransferase 4B-like. Gene Ontology annotation, biological process: RNA 3'-end processing. Gene Ontology annotation, cellular component: TRAMP complex; nucleolus. The transcript has 11 exons. The record is from RefSeq and is a predicted model, not a curated record. The coding region runs from base 151 to 2124 and encodes 657 amino acids. Gene Ontology annotation, molecular function: mRNA binding; poly(A) RNA polymerase activity. NCBI's taxonomy places the organism in Eukaryota, Metazoa, Mollusca, Gastropoda, Lepetellida, Haliotidae.